Molecule: messenger RNA, 1599 nt
Organism: Exserohilum turcica Et28A
Lineage: Eukaryota; Fungi; Ascomycota; Dothideomycetes; Pleosporales; Pleosporaceae
Exons: 1
Coding region: 1-1599 (532 amino acids)
Source: RefSeq, a predicted model, not a curated record
AUGAAGACCAUAUACCCGCUUCUCACUCUCCUUUCGGCGGCAGCCGUGGCUGCUGGCCCCCUUGCAAAGAAUGGAGAUAUACCUAUGCGUUUUGUGGAACGAACACCACCACCACCUGCUGAAGCAGCACCACCGGCCGAGGAUCCUGGCAAGGCUGCUGCCGAUGCCAAGGAAGCAAUGCAUGUAGCUGCGGCGGAGGCCAAAGACAAGGCAGCCCAGGAGGCUGCAGCGAAGAUGGAGGCCAUGCACGUGGCCGAAGCCCAAGCAAAAGACAAGGCUCAUCAAGAGGCUGCGGCCAAGAUGGAGGCUAUGCAUGUUGCUGAGGCUCAAGCAAAGGAUAAGGCUCAUCAAGAUGCCGCCGCCGCCAUGGAGGCUGAACACAUCGCAAAGGCACAAGAGGCGGAAAAGCAGCACCAAGCAGAUGCCGCCGCAAAGGAAAAAGCUCACCAAGAGGCCGCCGCCGCCAUGGAGGCCAUGCACGUUGCGUCUGAACAGGCAAAGGCCGCUGCUCACAAGGCUUCGGCAGAUGCCAUGGAGGCUAUGCACGUCGCCCAGGAACUGGCUAGCAUUUCCAUGGCCAUGGCGACUGAAGCUCCUCCGGCUGUGACAGACCAUGCUGCUGCUGCUGCCGCUCCUCCUCCUCCUCCACCAGCGGUCAUGCCUCAUGAGAUGCCUGCCGCAAUGCCUACUGAACCUCCAAUGCCCCCUCCACCUGCAGCGGCUGCUCACGCGAUGCCUCCUCCACCUCCUGCUGCUGCUCAUGAGAUGCCUCCUCCACCGCCAGCGAAGAUGCCUCAUGAGCCCGCCGCCCUUACUCCCCCAGAGAUGCCCCCUGCUGAGAUGCCGCCGGCUGCCAGCAAUGUCAGCGCCGAGGCACCCGUGGUCACCGAGAGCUUCUCUAUCAUUAUGGAACAAGCUGUUCAGGAGACUGGUGCUGCUAAUGUGACUGCUAUGCCUGCCGCCACGGAUGCCGCCAACCUGACUGCUCCCGCCGAGACGGCCACUGCUGCUGCCACUGAUGUCGCUACUGAUACCGCCACUGAUACUGGUGCUAUGCCCACCGAUACCGCUACUAAUACCGGAUACACCGCCACCGAGACUGCAACUGACACUGGCUACACCGCCACCGAGACUGCAACCGAUACAGGCUACACUGCCACCGAGACGGCUACUGAUACUGCCACCGCUGAGAUGUCCGCAGCCACUGAUGCCGCAGAAGAAGAAAAGAAGCAGAAAGCGGCGGAUAAGAAGGCCAAGGCGGAAGCUGACAAGGCGGCCAAGGAAGAGGAGAAGGCGGCCAAGGAGGCAGAAAAGGCGGCCAAGGAAGCAGAGAGGAAGGCAGCCAAAGAGGAGGCAAAGGCAGCCAAGGAAGCAGAGAAAGAGGCUGCUGCCGAGGAAAAGAAGGCAGCCGACGCUGAAAAGGCCGUGGGUGGGCCGGCCGCUGAAGACAAGGGCGCCCCAGGCCCAGGCCCAGGCCCAGCCGAAGCCCCCGUCGAAGCCCAAGAGGCCAAGGACGGGGCCGGAGACGCAAAAGUAGAGUACCCAGCUGGCUUCCUCACCUCUCGUCGCAUGCGUCGCGCCCGCCGCGCAUACUUUUAA